AUGGAUUACCCUCCAAGACUUUACCCUGAAGGGUCUUCUAACCUGGAAAAAAAAGAUAUUAAUCACAAUUUCCGUCUAGGAAAUUUCCCCCACAUUAGAGAAACAAUUGAACUUGAUGUGUGGAAAGAACUGGUGAACUCUCCCAUUGGAGUAGUUGCUAGGCUAGCUGGACGCGAAAGCAUAUGGUCUGGUAGGACCGUACACUAUCUACUAUGUAGACAGCUGCGAGUACAUAAGAAGGAGAUAUGGUGUCUCGUGGUUGAUGAGGCUAUCAGGUUUAGCUUGCUCGAGUUUGGUGAGAUCACUAAGUUAAACACAGAUCCAUUGCCAACAGAAAGUUUUGAACCUGAUCAAUACAAAGAGUUUUGGGAGGAGUUGAAGGUGCUGCUUGGGAUGGGACCCAAGUUAGAUGAACUGAAGGAAGCAUUAGCGUUCUGUCCGCUUUGGAGUUUUGAAAAGUGUAAGUGGUUGGGGCUGCUACUUCUUCAAGCCAUGGGAGUCUAUUGUUUGCAUCACAAUUCAAGGAUACCUUUUGAAAGUGCAAUAAGGGUAUUCGACGAUGAAGCCAUUAGGUCGUAUCCAUGGGGUCGGACUGCAUACAAAGUUCUCAUUGACUCUAUUAAAAUGUUGGCUCCAGAAGGAGGGUCAUACACAAUAAGCGGCAUGACCGUCGCGUUAUUGAUUUGGACGUAUGAAUCCGUCGCCUGCUUCGGUGAGAAAUUUGAGAGGGUGGUGAAUAAUGAAGAUGUUUCGCUUUUGCGAUGGGGUGGAAAGCGUACACGUGCAAGUUUUGAUAACUUGUUGGUUGCCGAAAUCAAAGAGCAUGGCGAGGUGCGUGUGAGGAGAAUGGUUUUGAAGGACUCAAUUGAAGAGAUGUUUCCUAAAUGGUCGGGUGAACCUGACGACCCACAACUCGUCAGCUUGAUAACAGACAUACAUGCAGGUAGAUUUGUGAAAGGUUUCUUGGAAGUGCAGGGGAAUACGCAGGGUAAUGCGCAGGGGAAGGGGAAUGAGAAGAAGAAGAAAAUGAAGGGUGGAGUUUCGUCAGAAGCUGAGCUACCCACUAAGAAGCAGAAAAAAAUUAAGACACAGAAUGAGUCUGAAGCUGCUGCAGCGGGAAAGGGUUUUAGCGAGAAGGAAGGUAGCAAAGAUUUGGAGUUGGAGAACAAAGCGACUCUGACGACCAUUGUGGGUACUCUGGAUAAUAUUUCCAGAAAAUUUGAUCAGUUUGACUCACGGUUGGAAGCUUACGAGUUAGACCGUAACAGACCAUUAAUGGACCAAAAGACCAUUGAUGACAGGGUGAAAGCUUUACUGGAGGAGCAUCUGAAAUUUCUAGGAGUUGGGAAAAUUCCCGAAAACAAUGAUAACCCCUCUCCACCAUCAGCAGAUAAAUCUUUAUCGUUGGCAUCAGCGCGGGUUCAAACGCAGCAGAACUCUGUCAAUAGUCCAGCGUUAGCUGCGACUCCUGGUAAGGUUUUUGGACCGAAAAAGAAUUUGGCGAAGGAGCUUGAUAAGGAAUCAGGGGUGAAAAGGACUUUGGCUGAGGAGUUUGGUAGUGUCGCUAAAGCUACUGAUCAUGAUAGUCAACAUCUUGAUUUCGUAGUAAUUUCUCUUGUAAAGGCUACUAAGGAUGAUAAGGAUGCUAAGGUUCCAGCCUAUGGACGCGGCUGCAGGGGCAAGCGUACUGUUAAGGAUGAGGAUGCCGCUGAUAAGAAAAAAGCAGAGCAGGUAGAUGCUGCGUUGAAGAGGAAGGAGAAGGCUGAGGCUAAGAAAAAAGAGGCUCAGACUAAGAAAAAAGAGGCUCAGACAUCCAAAAAAGAGGCUGAGUCAAAGAAGAAAAAUGUGACUCCACCGCGUGCCGGUGUACAAAAACCUGGAGAGGAUAAUGUAUUUGCUGAUGUGACUGACGAAGUUGUUGGGGAAGAGAACGAAUUUGCUGACAUCGAGAGAUCUGAAGUGGUUGAAUCUGCCGUAAUUAAGAAAUAUCGGAAGAAAAGUGUUCAGUUUUCUCCAAAAGGGUUUUCAAUGACGGCAGUUUCUUCACCAGCAGUUUUUCUGUACGUAGGAGAGAAUGGAACGACGUGCAUGAGGAAGAAUGUUACUCCUUCGUCAGUAAUAUAUGACCCUCUAGCGCCUGUUGAUCUGGUGCUAUUCGAAAAACUGAUGCAACACAUUAAGGGAAUUCCACCCAAACCACCAGCACCAGCAGAUAAACCAGCAGUCCUCUCAGCUGAUCAUGAGGGUGACUUCUACAGCAUACUCAUCCAUGAAAGACCGUGGCCGGAAAAGGAAUAUGGAUGGGUGUUUGAUAAUCAUGUCGUUGCGUAUAUGAACGUCCUCAUUAAAAGGUCCAUGCGAAAUCCCACUCCAUUAGGGUCUAAGCGGAUUGCCUUCAUUGACGUUUGGUGGCAAAGUUUUUUGAUUCACGAUUUCACUCAGUUCAAGAUAAAACCUUGUAUGUUCAUGUUCAAAGGCAAUGGUUAUGAAGAUAUGUUAAAGGGUAAGCUUCCCGAUCACUGUCCAACAAACUUGAAGUGGUAUGAAGAUGUGGAUCACUUGUACGGAUGUCUUCAAACCGGCGGAAAUCACUGGGUUGCGUAUCAUGUGGAUCUGAAGAAAGAGAAGAUUGAUUGCUACGAUCCAAUCUUUGGAGAGGCAACACCCGAAAGUGAGCAGAGAAUUCUAAAUUCAUUUAAACCGCUGACGCACAUGAUUCCGUAUAUGUUGAAUGAUCAUAUUCCUGCCAAUAUCCGAGCCCCUAGUAAGAAGAAGUUCUCAUUCAGAAGGAGGAGCAAAAGAUACACUCCACAAAACACCCAGAUUGGCGAUUGUGGGGUGUAUUCGUGGAAGUUUGUGGAGUGUCUAACGCUUGGUGUAAUGUUUGAUGGGAUAAACUAUAAAAAUAUUCAAGGUUUACGGAUGAAGAUGGCAGCAGAUAUCCUCGAUGAAGGAGGAAAUACUGUGAUGAGCAAUUUGCUGGCUAAUUGA
This is a messenger RNA of Brassica napus (rape), 2991 nucleotides long. RefSeq lists its product as uncharacterized. Gene Ontology annotation, molecular function: cysteine-type peptidase activity. The transcript is spliced from 4 exons. Gene Ontology annotation, biological process: proteolysis. The record is from RefSeq and is a predicted model, not a curated record. The coding region runs from base 1 to 2991 and encodes 996 amino acids. NCBI's taxonomy places the organism in Eukaryota, Viridiplantae, Streptophyta, Magnoliopsida, Brassicales, Brassicaceae.